AUAUGAUCAUUUUUCACUGAAGCUCUUCACUUAAGAGGAAACAGCAGCUGAUUUGUGUCAGACUAGCAGUUUACUCCAGCUGAGACCCAAGAACAACGCACAUGUUCAUAACAGAGUAAUACAAUGCAAGCCCACGAGCUGUUGAGACACUUCAGACUACCAGAGCUGGGAGAAGUUCGCCAGUAUAUGAGAACACUACCUACAAAUACAUUGAUGGGUUUUGGUGCUUUUGCUGCUCUUACCACAUACUGGUAUGCAACUAGACCCAAAGCACUGAAACCACCCUGUGACCUUGCCAUGCAAUCUGUGGAAAUUGAGGGUGGUGAACGUGCCAGGAGAUCUGCACUGCUUGACAAUGAAAAGCCCUUGGAAUACUGCUACAGCGAUGCCCAAACAGUUUAUGAAAUGUUUCUUAGGGGUUUGCGUGUAUCAGAUAAUGGUCCGUGUCUAGGGUCAAGGAAACCUAAUCAACCAUAUGAAUGGAUGUCUUAUCAGGAGGUAGCAGACAGAGCAGAAUUCUUUGGAUCAGGAUUGAUCUACAAGGGACUCAAGCCUGGGCCAGAUCAAUUUAUUGGAAUCUUUGCACAAAACAGGCCAGAGUGGACAAUUGCUGAACUUGCAUGCUAUACAUACUCCAUGGUAUCUGUACCACUAUAUGAUACUCUUGGAACAGAAGCUAUUUCUUACAUCAUUGAAAAAGCCUCAAUUUCAACUAUAGUAUGUGACAGACCAGAAAAAGUGAAGCUCCUCCUUGACUGUGCUACUGCAAAGGAUCAUAGUAUAAAAACUAUAAUUGUAAUUGACUCUUUUGAUACUGACCUGAUUGUGCAAGGCGAGAAGCAUGGAAUUGAGGUGCUUAGCAUGAAGGAAGUUGAGGAUCUUGGACAAGCAAACUGGAUGAAGCCAGUGCCCCCAAAGUCUUCUGAUCUUGCAGUUAUUUGUUUCACCAGUGGAACCACAGGAAACCCAAAAGGAGCAAUGAUCACACAUGGAAAUGUUGUAGGCAAUGCUUCUGGCUUUAUAAAAAUGACAGAGCGAUUGUUCAUGCUUACUGCUGAAGAUGUAUUAAUCUCCUUCUUGCCCCUGGCACAUAUGUUUGAACGAGUAGUAGAGUGUGUGAUUUUGUGCCAUGGAGCAAGAAUAGGCUUCUUCCAGGGUGACAUCAGGCUCCUGAUGGAUGAUCUAAAGACUUUACAGCCUACAAUAUUCCCUGUUGUACCUCGACUACUUAAUAGAAUGUUUGAUAGGAUCUUUGGCCAGGCUAACACACCUUUGAAGCGAUGGAUUCUUGACUUUGCCUCCAAGCGGAAAGAAGCAGAGCUGAGAAGUGGAGUUGUGCGGAGUGACAGUAUGUGGGAUAAACUAAUCUUCAGUAAAGUUCAAGCAAGUUUAGGUGGUAAAGUAAGGCUGAUGAUAACUGGAGCUGCUCCCGUAUCACCUACAGUUUUGACCUUCCUCAGGGCAGCCCUGGGCUGCCAGUUUUAUGAAGGAUAUGGCCAGACUGAGUGCACAGCAGGUUGUACACUGACUCUACCUGGAGAUUGGACUGCUGGUCAUGUUGGUGCUCCAAUGCCAUGUAGUGUCUUAAAGCUGGUUGAUGUUCCAGACAUGAAUUAUUUUUCUGCUAAUGGAGAGGGUGAGGUCUGUGUUCGAGGGCCCUGUGUGUUUAAAGGUUACCUUAAUGACCCAGAGAAAACUGCCGAAGCUCUUGAUAAAGAUGGUUGGCUUCACACUGGGGACAUUGGGAAGUGGUUGCCAAAUGGAACAUUGAAGAUUAUUGAUAGGAAAAAGCACAUAUUUAAAUUGGCCCAAGGAGAAUACAUAGCCCCAGAGAAAAUUGAGAAUAUUUACUUGCGAAGUGAGCCUGUUGCCCAGAUAUUUGUCCAUGGAGACAGCCUGCAGGCGUGCCUUGUAGCAAUUGUUGUACCAGAUUUUGAGGUUUUUCCUGAGUGGGCUAAGAAGAAGGGGUUUGAAAGUUCAAUGGCAGAACUCUGUAAACAAAAGGAGUUAAAGAAUGCAAUAUUGGAAGAUUUAAGUAGACUUGGAAAAAGUGCAGGACUAAAGUCUUUUGAACAGGUGAAAGAUAUAGCUCUUCAUCCUGAACUGUUCUCCAUUGAGAAUGGCCUCUUAACUCCAACUCUAAAGGCAAAAAGAGAUGCUCUGAGAAAUUUCUUCAGGGAACAGAUUGAUGAAUUAUACUCCAAUUUAAAAAUAUAGUUAAAUCUGCUUAAAGGAAAAAUAUGCUUAAGAGAAGUCUGUAAUGAUUAAACAGUGGCUUGCAUAUGAACAGUUGCUCAUAAGAAUCUUUUCAACAGAAGCAAAGCAAAAAAAUGCCUUACCAAACCAUGUACAGUUUUGUCUGUUAACCAUUGAAAUGCCUUGUCUGUUAAGAUAAGUGGGGUUUUCAGUUAGCAUUUAUGUAGGAUCAGUUAAUUAUCUGUAAACCCUUUUAAGAUCUUCAUCACAAUGUGAUAUUUUGGUUCUACUAUAGCAGAUCAACAGCUUUUGCAUUUUUAGGAAUUGCUUUACUUGACUUCCAUCCCUUAUUCUUAUUGUAGUAUCAGAGAAGCAGUUAUUUGUUUUUAAAUCUAUUCAAGGGCCUUUUGUGCAUAAACAUUGCUGCAUUAAUGUUGCCACCAUGAGUUCUACUUUUAAUAAGAUUUAAUAACCAUGGGUGUUGAGUGUUCAGAAGACUAGUGUGUAAAUAACUAUACAUUAGAAAUGUAAUUUUUGUCUGUUUAAAAUAUUUUGUAAUCAACUAUUUAAUGACAUUUGAAAGUGACAAUGACCUAUUCAUGCAUUCCUGUAUGACGUGCAUGUUUUGGACCUAUUGCACAGGUGGAGUGGGAUCUGCAAAUGUAAUGCAAUUUGUUUGGUUCAUAUGUAAAUGUGCACACAUGGGGAACCACUAGUUAUACUAUUUAUGUGUCCACUAAUUUUAUAUACAAGUAAGGGAGUGAAUUCUUAAAGCACAACAAAUUGCACUGGGAUAUACAAUAUGUACAUAGUUUUCAGAGAAUGAAUUAAGCUUUCUUCACUUGCACAACUGCUGGCUUUAAUUUUAUGUGCACAAAAAUAAAGAUUAACACUAAAUUGGACACAAGGGUACUAAAUUUAUAUGGCUGCUUUAAUGUCUUGGGCUUUGUAUGUAUGUUUUGUAAAAAAUAUGAUGGCAGAUUUCCAAAAAAAAGAAAAUGUGAAAAAUACCAAAUAUUUUAUCUGUCUGACUUUUUAGCUGCACGUUCUUUGAGAAAAUAAACUUUGCACUGUGGGAAAUGUUUGUUUUUAAAUGAGGGUUUGGUUCAUAAUGGUCAAUUAUUUAAAUAAGAGCCCUAACUUGUGAUAUUAUUGGUAAAUCAUCUGUGCUUCUGUAACAGACAAACUGAAAAUUCUUUGCUGAGUAAAAUCAAAUAAAUUAAGCCAUGCACUUGUAUCUUU
This is a messenger RNA of Polypterus senegalus (gray bichir), 3438 nucleotides long. RefSeq names its product acyl-CoA synthetase long chain family member 1a (gene acsl1a). Gene Ontology annotation, cellular component: endoplasmic reticulum; membrane. The record is from RefSeq and is a predicted model, not a curated record. Bases 124 to 2217 code for a protein of 697 amino acids. Gene Ontology annotation, biological process: very long-chain fatty acid metabolic process; long-chain fatty acid metabolic process; long-chain fatty-acyl-CoA biosynthetic process. Gene Ontology annotation, molecular function: arachidonate-CoA ligase activity. The transcript has 21 exons. Lineage: Eukaryota; Metazoa; Chordata; Cladistia; Polypteriformes; Polypteridae.